AUGGAGAUUCGCCAAUACUUCCCUGGACAUUGGCCAAUUGGCGAAAGUCGUGUGGGCUUUCGUAAAUAUAUUCAGCGGACAUUCGCCAGUACUGACAAAAGUCACAAACCUUGGCUGGACUGUCAAUUUCACGAUGCCGAUCAGAAAUCUAUUAAGAAGCCAGACGAGCUUGGAAUCGACGCAAAAAAUUACCCUCCCGCGAAAAUGAAUGAUGAUCUGCUGGAUCGUAUUCAAGGCUCGAUAUUUGGUAUGGCUCUUGGUGAUGCUCUCGGUGCUCACGUUGAAUUCAGGCCUCACAGCUAUUUGGUUGCCAAUCCAGUCAAGGAGCUUUUAGGAGGAGGCACAUGGGGUCUGCAAAAAGGACAGGUAGGAAACGAUCGUGACGUGAGAGACAUUACCCAUUCAGUGCACUGCACACAAUACUCAACGGCAAACGCGUUUCAGAAGAAUAUCGAAGAAGUAAAAAGAAAUUCAUAACGUGCACCUUUUUACAAGUAGACAGUCCAGGUGUGAAUCAACACUUUAACAUGAUUCUGUGCUGCGACAUGCUACGUCCGAUUGCGCUGAAACUUUAUAUAUAAAUACUAGACAACUCUGAAACUCAUCAUUUGGACAAAAAACUUCAAAUACGAAAGAAACCGCUGUUUCUACAACAAUACCAACUUUUUAUAAAACUUAAGGACAAACAGCUGCGGUCAGCACUUCACGGGAGGUGAACUAUGAUAAGGAAACAAUCCCUUGUUUGUUCAUCUUUCGUACACGUUCAGUAUUGUGUCGAUGCGUUACUGAUGUUCGCAGAUUUCUCUCGAAUUUAUAACUUUCCACUCAGAGCUAGAAUUUUUCGCAAUCUAUAUACAGUGGGGCAAAUAUUUUCCGUACACCCCUAUCCUCUUUUUCUUUUGGUCAGAACUCAGUAACGAAAAAAGCUUUUGACAAGCGGUCUGCAGCAAAAUGUCCUCCGCUCCCUUUAGUAUAUUUGUAGAUAAAAAGAGUUAGAAAUAUUUGUUGUUGUUCUCUAUAGGCUCAUUAGACCGAAAAGUGAACGUUUCCUGGUCGGUAAAAAUUUUCGGUACACUUGAUAAAAACCCUUUUCUACGCUGUCUAAGCGCUGACAAAAUUUGAAAACUACAUCAAUCGAUAGAGGAGAGCGCGAGCUACAUUUUGGUAAAAAAUAAUUUUGAAAAGCGUUUUUCUUCGGAUGAAAACGCAACUUUAAGGCAAAAGUGCCAUACUCUUCAGUGUGACUGCUCCAUCGGAGGCGUGAGUGACUGAAAAAAAAUUCGAUUAUUAUAUAAAAAUUCUAAUAUUUUGGAUCUUGGGGCUAUUUUUGAAAUAUCUUUUCUGCACGUGAGGGUAAAUAUUUUUUGGAUAUCUAUGCGUCGUCAUGUAGUCAAGUACUUACUGUAUAUGGGUAUGAAAAGAGAAAUUUAGACUUUUAAGUUCAGACGGAUUAACGAUUUCUGAAAAUUAACCCCAUAUUCGUGUUCAGCGUCAAAAACUGCGUUUAAUGAUGUGUCACUCGACGUUUGGCAAAAGGCGAUUUGCUUUCGCCCAAAUUUUGCUUGUCAAAAAUCGCUCUGGCCAGCCAUCUCUGCUACCGGAGUGAAAUUCCGUAACGAUUUUUUUGCAUUUUGUUUUUCU
Didymodactylos carnosus is the source of this 1641-nucleotide messenger RNA. Lineage: Eukaryota; Metazoa; Rotifera; Eurotatoria; Philodinida; Philodinidae. The record is from the annotation of a GenBank genome assembly.